Tuber aestivum (summer truffle) is the source of this 2563-nucleotide messenger RNA. NCBI's taxonomy places the organism in Eukaryota, Fungi, Ascomycota, Pezizomycetes, Pezizales, Tuberaceae. The record is from the annotation of a GenBank genome assembly.
AGGGACUACUCGUCUGGUGCAAAGGAAAAGUCGGAGAAGCCGUAUUAUGUGACUACACCUAUAUUUUACGUUAAUGCCGGUACACAUUCCCCCCUCAUUUUGUGAUUUUUCAAAGUCUGCUGGCUGAGGCAAUGCGUCAGAUCCACAUAUCGGGCAUCUAUAUACCAUGGUCUUAGCCGACGUCUUGAAACGCUGGCAACUUCUCCUCGGCCGGGAAGCACUGUUGAGUACGGGUACAGACGAGCACGGAAUGAAAAUCCAGCAAGCGGCUGCAAUGGCCAAUACCCCGCCCAGGGAAUUCUGUGACAUGAUUGCUGGUACAUUCAAGGUCCCCGUCCUCCCCUUCCCCAUCACAACCCAUCACUCACCCUUAAUAGAACCUAGCAAUAGAGGCCAACGUCUCCUAUGACUUCUUCAUCCGCACCUCCUCCCCUGUUCAUGCCGAGGCGGUAGAGCACAUUUGGCAUAGGCUGCAAGACAGCGGUUACAUCUACGCCAGUAAACAUAGUGGUUGGUACUCCGUCUCGGAUGAGACUUUCUACCCAUCGAGCGGUGUAACCUCGGUAGUGGAUGCAAGAUCGGGCAGAAAACAGAAGGUCUCCAUUGAGACACAGAAAGUCGUGGAAUGGACGGAGGAGAUAAACUACCACUUUCGCCUCUCAUCCCUUGCCCCACAACUCCUUGAAUUCUACCGGGCGAAUCCGGACUGGAUCGUGCCCCACGCACGCUACAAAGAAGUCAUCGCGGCGGUGGAGAGCGGCCUUGAAGACCUCUCCAUCUCGCGCCCGCGCCACCGCCUCCACUGGGGCAUCCCAGUGCCCACAGACUCCACACAGACAAUCUACGUCUGGCUUGACGCACUGACAAACUACCUCACAAACACCGCAUACCCGACCUGGCCGCCCCCCUCAACCUCCUUCUGGCCAGCAGACACACACGUGAUAGGCAAGGACAUUCUCCGCUUCCACGCAAUCUACUGGCCCGCCUUCCUCCUCGCCCUCAACCUCCCCCUGCCGCACCGCAUCCUAACACAUGCGCACUGGACCAUGAACCACCGCAAAAUGAGCAAGAGCACCGGCAACGCCGUCAAUCCCUUCUUCGCGCUGAAUAGAUUCGGCGUCGACGCCAUGCGCUUCUACCUCCUCCACGAAGGGGGCAUCGCCGAUGACGGCGACUACGAUGUGCGCUCCGUGGUGGAGCGCUACAAGAAGGGCUGUGCGGACGGCCUGGGAAACCUGGCUGGUCGUAUACGUGGGCGCCGGCUCGAUCUAGAAAGAGCCGUUAAGCGCAGCUCUGGGCUCAACAUGUCAGAACUCCCGCCCGCAGACCAAGCGCACUACAACCUCCUACGCGAAACUCCACUCUUAGCAGCGGGCAAAAUGAAAGACUUACAUCCAAAUCUGGCAUUAAAGGAUAUCAUGAACGCGGUCUACGAAGUCUUUCCCCUUCCCCUCCCCCCUUUCAAAUUCUUUCCCCCCAAUAGUAGCUGACCCAUCCCAGACAAAUAAAUACCUCCAGCACGCCGCACCCUGGAGUAUCUCCCAUCCUGCACAGCAGGACUUACCAGUCUACCUAUCCGCUGAAGCCGUACGCAUAGCGGGGAUCCUGCUGCAGCCGUUCAUGCCCGGUAAGAUGAAGGAGUUACUAGAUGGGCUGGGCGUGCGAACGGAUAGACGCGGGUUCGGCCACGCGGCUGUGGGCGGGGAUAGGGAGUAUGGGGCUGCGGUUGUAGGGCGGGAAGAGCAUGCGGCGGAAGGGGGGAAGAGGAGGAGGAGGGGGGUCUUAUUUCCGCCGCUUGAUGAGGGGUUUGAUGAGUAGAUUGUUGGGUUGUGAGUUUGAUUGAGUGCGUGGGUGUGGGCAAGUAAUCUAUUGUGACGGAGGGCGGGUUGGUUGGCUUGUGAUCUACCCAGACUGAGCGGUCUGAAUUAGACGUAUGCACAAAAGGAUAUAUAAGACGGUGGAUACCAAUUUUGCAUCACCACAGUUGCAGCAGCCAUCACUUCAUCACCGCUUCUCACUCACAAACGCAACCUCCCCACAGAGAGGAAAGAGAAAGAGAAAGAAAAAAAACUUUAUUACCAACCACCCACCCACCCACAAAACUCCUCCCUUUAUCCAAAAAUCCACUCAACCCAAAAUACAGACAAGGUACCAACGCCACCAGAUAACCCCACCGGUAUCCAAACACAAAUCAAGUGAAUAAUCAGAUAAAAACACCCAACCGCCCAACUAACAGAUAACUCUCCUAAUCCUGCGCAUUAUGGGUGCCUCCUCUCCCACGCCUCGCCCCAUUUCCGUUCCCACCACCACCACGGCGCCCUCUUCCACCACCUCUUCCAUGCCUUAGAUUAGGCGGCGGGGGAACAGUUCUGUAGCCAUCACUGGAAGCCUGAGGCCUCUGCAAGAUCACCGGCGGGCCACCGCGCACUGGAGGAUUUUCUACUCCGCCACGGACGCCACCGCCGCGGGCUCGAGGGGAUGGGUAUCCAUUGGGAUGACUGCUAUUGCGAGGUCCCGGUGGGGGGCUGCGACUGUGGCCGUUCGGUCCAAUCCCCCUACGACC